Molecule: messenger RNA, 699 nt
Organism: Schistosoma turkestanicum
Lineage: Eukaryota; Metazoa; Platyhelminthes; Trematoda; Strigeidida; Schistosomatidae
Source: the annotation of a GenBank genome assembly
AUGGAUUACAUGUAUGUGAAACCAUCCAAUAUUCUCAUUGACUGUAAUGAUGGUGGUCAUGUGAAAUUAUGUGAUUUUGGUAUUUCUGGUCAAUUGGUCGAUAGUAUUGCUCGAUCACGUGAUGCUGGUUGUAAACCAUAUAUGGCACCAGAACGUAUUCAUCCAGAAUUAAGCGCUAAUGGUUAUGAUAUACGUUCAGAUGUAUGGAGUUUAGGCAUUACAUUAAUUGAAUUAGCGACUGGACAAUUUCCUUAUCCAACAUGGAAUUCUGUAUUUGAACAACUUACAUGUGUAUUACAUAAUGAUCCACCAAGUUUACCGGAAUAUUUACCAAAAUCAAUACAAACUUCAUCAUCUACUAUGACACUUGUUAAUGUUGAAUAUUUGAAUAAUUCUACCAAUACUACUAAUAAUAAUAUUAGUAGUAGUAUUAGUAGUAAUAGUAAUAAUAAUAAUCAUAACGAUGGUGUUCAUCAGUCAAAUGAAUCGAGUACAGAUUUUUCAAUGGAAUUUCGUGAUUUUAUUACAAAUUGUUUAAAAAAAGAUGUGAAAUGUCGACCGAAAUAUCAAGCACUUAUGCAUCAUCCAUUCUAUACACGAUCAUUAAAUGAAUCAAUUGAUAUUGGAAAAUAUUUUCAAUCAAUAUUCAAUCAAGUCCCACCACAAAUGAAUAUGAAUGAAUUUAGUCAAAAAUCAUAA